AUGGGUUGGCGAUAUAUCGAUAUCGUCCUUGGUGGAAUAUGUUUGAUCAUGUUUAUCGUGCACUGCUUGAUCCUUGGGAUACACGAGUCGCCGAAAUGGCUAGUCAGCAAAGGCAGAAUUGACGACGCCGUGAAAGCACUUAAUUCGAUCAGCUCUAAGAACAAAUCCGAAUGCACAGCAGACCUUCAGCAAUCCAUCAAUAUACCACAGGAGCAGGCUGCAAACCCUACAUGGCUUGAAGAUGUCAUUUCGAUUCGGGAGUUGUUCUGCGGGCAGAAGAACAUCAAGCUAACUAAUGGAGCUCAUGAUGUUACUCUAGGCGUUUGUUGGAAUUUGGGGAACUUGGCCUGUCGUCUCUCUAUCCCCAGGAUAAUAUGUUGGCUGAUUCUCUCUAAUAGUUAUCCCCUCUAUGAUGUCUUCCUUCCCUACUACCUGGAAGUGCACGCCGCCAAUUUGGGCGACAGUAUUAACUACUAG
Penicillium hordei is the source of this 477-nucleotide messenger RNA. RefSeq lists its product as uncharacterized. The coding region runs from base 1 to 477 and encodes 158 amino acids. The transcript has a single exon. Lineage: Eukaryota; Fungi; Ascomycota; Eurotiomycetes; Eurotiales; Aspergillaceae. The record is from RefSeq and is a predicted model, not a curated record.